This is a messenger RNA of Cynara cardunculus var. scolymus (artichoke), 496 nucleotides long. RefSeq lists its product as uncharacterized. The transcript has 2 exons. The record is from RefSeq and is a predicted model, not a curated record. Bases 23 to 328 code for a protein of 101 amino acids. NCBI's taxonomy places the organism in Eukaryota, Viridiplantae, Streptophyta, Magnoliopsida, Asterales, Asteraceae.
UCACUCAUAUUCAUUUCCAAAAAUGGCCUCUAUCUCCAAACCAGGACUUGCCUUGGCUCUCAUCGUCAUCAUCGUCGUUAGCUCAUCUUCGUACACCGUCACAACGGUUGACGCCCGAAGCCCAUAUAACCGUGUUCGAAAACUAGCCACGGAUUGCGAUUCGCCAAUACAAGGAGAAAUACCUGGGUGUGGUGGUGGAGGCGGAAGUGGUGGAUCAUCGAGACCCAGACCAAGACCAAGACCAAGUGGUCCGACACCGGGUGCAAGUCGUUGCAGGAAGGGUUGUUGUGGAAGGAACAAGCUUGGAGACUGCGUUUGUUGCGAGUAGGAUGCUACACCAUUUGGCUUAGCAAAUACCAAUUAUACCUACAACUUGAGCUUCAACUUGUUUCUAGUCAAUUCUUGGUCCAAAGACCUAAUUUUCUUGUUGCAUUUUGAUCCUUUGGAAAUUGAAUAAAUUUAAUCCAUUGCCCAACUUUGAAAUCUUGAUUUUGUU